AUGCAGUUACAAGUACUUCUGGCGUAUCCAUUAUUUAUCGCCUGGGUUUCCACCCGUGUUACUGCGCCGAAAGUUGUUGAUCUUAUUUGGUUGGGAGUUUUUUUUGUAUAUCUGGCCAUCUUGUUUAUAUUUCCUCUCAAUGACAUAUUGAGUAAUAAACUACCUCCUGUGUCUAGGGUCAUUAUUACUAUGGAGCAGGUAUGUUUAAACCAACCUACUGUUAUUGUAGCUGGUAAAUACGCUGGCUUAGUACGCAUUUGAUUGGUUAAUCGAAUAUAUGAAACGCAUCUGAUUGGUUAUUAGGGAGCUUUAGCAGUGACUACGAGUAUUCUCGCGUGUUGUUUGCUUACGCCAUCAUCUGUGCCAUCAUGCAAAACUCGUAGUCGCCGGGCUUUUGAGUACGAGAUGGCAUAAGCAAACAACACAAAGUUUGGCGCGAAAAUGACGAAUGUCGUAGUCGUACUUGUACUCGUAGUCACUGCUAAAGCUCCUCAACAGUCCAUUAACGGUAGCGGUAGUGGAAGCCAAAUCUCUCUAAUAUAAUAGAAAGAACAACCGUUAUUUGUGUAAUGAUAUGCUAAAUGGGCUAAAUGCAAUCAGGGCGUCUAUAAGAAUGGGCGGUGAAACGCCAGUGAAGCAGCUGAAACAUGUGUGAUGCACUUUAGGCCUGGGGCCCAGCGUGCACAACAAGGAGUUCUCGAAGAAAACAAAAAAUUUUCAACAGGCUUCAUUAAAACGAUUGUAACUUGGCAGUUUUUGACGCGAUGUCCGAGAUACCUUUUUCUUGUGCUACACAGAUCGUUAGCUACCGCUGCAGUGCCGAAAAAAUGUCUCUGUAACGUUAAUCACCGAAAUAUUUCAACUUCAAAACUAUAAACUUGCGUGUCAACUUCGUCGAUUCUUACGUAGACGGCAAAUAUUUGGAUUUUUUUCAACGAGGAAACGGCCAAAUGGUAUCAAACUUUAGAGUUGUGAUGUACAUUAUGUUAAAAUUUAUUAUGCAAGAUUUCAUCGUGUAGUUUUUUUACCCUUUUUUGCAAUCGUUUAUAGAAUUUAACCUAUUCAAUUUUUUUUACAACACAGCUGCUUUCGCAAAAAUACCUAUGUAAAAACCUUGAAAUCAUAUUUUUUGUUCACUUUAUGUGCCUAUCUGAAAGACAAGAUAUAUGUUUUCCGUGAUGUGCAUAUAUUUAGACAUUAUGCGAGUAAUAAUACAAGAAAAUGUUAUCUUACGUGGCAGCAACACUUGACCGCGUCGCUAUGGCGGCUUCGAAAUUUUCAACAUGAAAUUUUUCCAUAAAAAAUUGAGAUGGUUGCUGUGGCCCAAGAAGCUGGAAAAAUUGCACAAUGACUGCCCUAACUGAUAGGAUCCAUUUGACCUGAGUAUGGUAACACAACUUUUUGACCCUUUUUCACAAUUUUCGCUCGAAGUCCACAACCCAAAAACUAAAAUGGUCUUUACAGCAUUUAAAAGUGCUCAGGGGAAUGGGACGAGUGAACAAAAAACGAAAGGCGGGAAAAAUAAACUUAUGAAUAUACAAAACAAUACGCAAAACUGAUCUGAAUACACAAAUUUGACAAAUGUACAAAGAAAAACACGAAUACGAAACCAAACAAACCAUAAAGUAAACAAACCAUAUCAUUUAAUUACUUAGAAUUGUCCAAAUAUACUAUUAAUAUAACAAAAAGUAUAUAUCUUUAGAGUAAAAACGUAUUUUACCACAGCUAAUGCUGAAAUGCAAAAUUCACUAAUUCAUACUUCGUGGCAAACUUGAAAUUGCGCUUUAAUAUAGUACGCGGACAUGACGAGAAAACCGCUGCAAAACUGCCAUUUAAACUGAUGGCAAUUUCCAGUUCUUCCUCGCUCAAGCAGCCCGCCAUCUUGAAACACGAAAAUGUAAUGAAAACGCUUUCGAACAACGUGGCGGGUCCGCGCAUCACACAUGUUUCAAAGCUUUCACUGGCGUUUCACCGCCCAUUCUUAUAGACGCCCUGAUGCAAUGAUGAAUAGAACAUCGCACCACUCACCAAGCCAUACAUCUACCAAGAAACGUUAACGUAUAACGUUACAAUGAUCACAACGAACAUAAAACUAGGGGUGCACCAGAUUUCAAAUCCGGCCGGAAUUCCGGCCGGAUUUAACGAAUUUUCCGGCAUCCAGCUUCCGGCCGGAUUUGGAGAAAAUCCGGCCGGAUUUAAAUUUCUGUUUUCACCUUAAAAAAAUCACCAAGAAUGGGAUAAACCAUCAAUUUGGCAGCUUUAAAGUUAAAAAAAAAACACUUAUAUUAUUAUAAAAUAUUAAGUUAUUAACAAAAAGAUGUUUAAAAAAAGGUUGAAACACAAUCAAAAAUCUAAACUGACACUAACUAAAAAUAGUAAAAAACAUAAACCGUCAUUUUGAAUACUGAUUUAUCCCCAAUUGUCCCCAUUACCGGUUUAUCUCAAAUCCGGCCGGAAUUUUUGUCCAAAUCCGGUAAAUCCGGUUCCGGCCGGAUUUGAAAAUUGCAAAUCCGGUGCACCCCUACAUAAAACACUAAAUGUGAAUCAGCUGUGAAUAUUGUUCUCAUGCAGGACACAUUUUAUAAGACACAAUUUGUGAAUGUCACAGUCAUUGCGACACCUGCAUUCUUCUAGUAAGAAUUUGUUUUUUUCCCUAUUCAAGAUCCGUUUUUACAUGAAAAUACAUUCGUUUGUCAGAGAAGUUGCCCCACGUGUUAUAGCUGCAGAUAAGCACAACAAAGGUACGUUCAUCUUCCGUUGCAUGAACCUGAGUGGCAUGGGGAACUCAUGACGGGCAGGGAUGGCUCCUGUUGGCGAAGGGGAAGAGGGGCAGCCGCAGUGAGGGGUGCUAUUUUCAUAUUGGGGAAGUAGUUGUAAUAGUUUGAGAUAUUCAUCAUAUACGCAUAUAUCGUAAAAUAACCAACCCUCUGAGACCUUUGUCAAGUGGGUUGUAAAACCUGUCAAUGCUCAGAGUGGUCAAACAUUAAACUGAGACACAAUGAGAGACGCAACAGCAAGAGUUGUUAUUCCAUGUUUAGGUGUUGAUAAAAAGAACAGUGAUGAUGAAAAAACAGAUGAUGAAGGAUAUGACGAUGAUUCAAUCUCAAAUAACAACAACAUUCCUGGAUUUAGUCAGUUUCUCUACUUUCUUUUUGCUCCAACUCUUGUCUACAGAGAUUCAUAUCCACAGUAAGUACAGCGCAUUGAUCUAUCAAUGGUACAGCGUUUAGUCAAUCCACAGUAAGUACAGCGCAUUGAUAUAUCAAUGGUACAGCGUUUUGUCAAUCUAUAUUUCGUUGGCAGAAAACCUAGAAUACCGUUGUCGGGAAUGACGUUAGAGGUUGAAGUUUUAGUUUUCUUCAAAAAAUCACAUUAAGACAAGGUAGGUGAGUUGUGAUUUACACAAUACAAUUCGAGUUGUAAGCAGGUUGCAUGUGACAGUUUUAGGCAAAGAUUGUGUAGUGUAAAUCGGCCUUUAUAAAUCGCAAAAUCACUCACAAAAACUACCCCCAAAUGACAGGUUGUCGCAUAAUCACUAACUUAUAAACAUGACUGUAUAGAAAUCAACUUCAUUAAAUUAGUAUAACCACAAUUCUCAACACUAUAAUUCCAUGUCCAACUCUUGUCUAUAUACAGAGAGAGCCAUAUCCGCAAUAAGUAGCAUGUAUAUCGUCAAUCAUUAUUUCCACAGUUAUUAACAUUUCAUUCGCUCGAUAUCUGAUUAGUGCAUGGAUCAAGUCCAAAAAGUACCAAAGUAAAAAAAAACCCAGUUCGAACGAUCUGUGCCAGCGUAGGUAGAACUAGCCUGCGGGCAGCCCCAUACCACGUAAUGGUAUGGGGCUGCCCGCAGGCUAAGGUAGAACCGAUAACACCAGAAAAUUGAGAUGGAUUCAACUCACUGAAAAAUACAAGUGAAACGUUUGACUGAAAAAUUUGAGUAAACGGUCCCACAGUGACUCAAAUAUUGAGUAAAAUUUAUGAGCAAAUAUACUCAUUUUUUUAGUAAUGUAAAUUUGAAACUUUAGUCAAAGUAUUUAAUAAAUUUGAUCAUAAUGUUAGUAAUUUCGCUCAAAAUUUUGAGUCACCGUGAGUGCAUUAAGCCUGGUUUCCAUAUGGCCGUAAAGGUCGUGAAAAUAGUGUCACGAUGUACGGACGUGUUGCGUGUACGGACGUGCAUGUACGGACGUGUGCUUUUUCGCUCCAAUAAUGACAUCUGUUAAGAAUAUUUUGUACCGUAACUUUUGCUUAGCGAAGACAAACUGAAAUGGUUAGGAGCGCUAGAAGACUUGAAAGCAUUUGUGUUAACGGAGAUUGACGAAGAUACAGCAGAAAACACAAACUGGCGAUCUCCUAGCGGCGGAACUUGGAAAUUUGAAAGUGAGUUACUGGCUGUUACAUGGCAAACCAAAAGUAUGAAUAUAUCCUUUGAAGGAGAAAAGGGCAAAGACCUGACUGAACGAGUAAUUUCAAAUCUGAAGGAAGAAGGUGUGAAAGAACACAACAGCAUCGCCUUAGCUCAAAAUGACACGGAGGACGACGGUGGCGAUAUAACAACUGUCGAAUGUGAAACAACCGCUCAGGUAGUCUGUAACGAACUCCCUACUGAGGUAAGCGAGAUUAAAUUAAAACUAAACCAACAUAUUGUCGAAACGAAAGCAGAGCUUCAACAAAUAAAGGAGAACCUUGCCGAACAGCUUGAUCAGCUAAAAGAACUGAGUUUGAAUGGUGGCACUAAAGUAACUGAAUAUUGUCUAACAAGCCUAGAACAUGAAAACGCUACCCUUAGACAUGAAAACACGCAACUCAGGCGCGAAAACGACUCCUUGAAAGAAAGGUUUAACAAUCGUUCUUAUAUGGUAUCGGAUCUAAAUACGAAAAUCAAAAACAUUGAAGAUGAGAAAUUGAGUCUAGUCACUGCCCUUAAGCUGCUGCAAGAAGACAGCAAGUCUAUAUCAUUAAAUAACAGAGAUGCAACACACAAUACAUGGCAUACCCCAGGGCACAGAGCGAGAACUAAUGUACAUAAUAUUUCUGCUAAUUAUGCAUGCCAAAAUAAAACUGCUCGAUCUGCAGCUGAUAUGAAUGCUCAAGAACCGGACAUAAUAAGUAUAGGUUAUUUUGAGGCAACGAGGGGAUAUGUGAUUUAUUCACCGAGGCGCGCAGCGCCGAGGUGAAUAAAUCACAUAUCCCCGAGGUGCCUCAAAAUUACGUACUUAUUUUUCACAUUGCGAGGUCACGUUACAGAGUCAGAAUAGAAACAAUUCUUAAUGCCAUAUUGCCUUCGUUAUGUUGUUUUUUUCUCAUUUCUUGUGCUGCAAAGACAUUGCAGGUGAAAUUAGAGGGGAUUAUUAAUUGCAGGUGAAUAUUAGAAAAUUGAUUAGAACGGAAAUUGAUUAGAGGUGAAUAUUGAAUAUAUUCCCCGAUAAGAACAAAGGAAACCGAGCAGGGUGAAAAAUAACACCAAAUAGAUUCGGUCUCCUGUCCACAGAACAUGACUCAGAUAAAGAAUCAGAAUCUAAUGACGAAAUUGACCCGAGUGAGUCUAGCACUUCGACUAUUAGACAAAGUAGGUCAAGUUUUUUUAACAUGGAUUCGAACAAACACGAUAGAAAACAAAGGAGAAAAGAAAGUCAAUCAACCCAAACUUCUAUUGCAUUUUCCAAGGGCAAGGCCAAAAUCAACAAUAGAAAGCAUACAACAAAUGCAAAUUCAAACGAUUCAUUUCAAACAGGCUCAAAGAAUAAUAAGUCUGGCAAACUUGUUUUCAUCGCCGGGGACUCAAUUCUACAACAUAUUCACGGCUGGGACUUGUCUAACGAUAAACAACGUGUAUCUGCAUGUAAAGUCCUUUUCAGGGAGUAAAGCUGAAGAUAUGCAAGAUUACAUAAAACCAUUACUACGCAAAAAGCCCGACGAGAUAAUAUUGCAUGUAGGCACUAACAAUAUUAAAGAUAACUCCAAGACGGCAGAAGUGGUUGCUGCGGGUAUCUUAAACCUCGGAACCCAAAUAAAGGAUAGUCUACCAUGCACUAACGUAUGUAUAUCGGGCAUUAUUACCAGGAAAGAUAAACCUAAUAUCCAGAACAAAAUUAAAACUGUAAAUGACAUUCUUAAACGGGUCUCUGACCAAAACAAAUGGACCUAUAUAGACAACACUAAUUUAGAUUAUACUUGCCUAAAUAGAGGUGGCCUACAUUUAAAUAGAAAGGGUAGUAGCACUCUUACUAGAAAUUAUAGUAAUCACUUUAGUCGUAAUUGAAAUAAGGCAUGGCCAGGUGCUGUAAGAUAUGCUCAAUUUAACCCAUAUUUCCCUGAUUUCAAGGGUUUCAAAAUGGGUAUGCUUAACAUAACCAGUUUACCUAAGCAUAUUGACGAAAUUAGGAUCAUAUUAGCCGAUGAAUGUCUCGAUAUUCUUGCACUAAAUGAGACAAGAUUGGAUGAUACUAUUAAUAACCAGGAUAUGUACAUAAGUAAUUAUGAUCUUAUUAGGGUCGAUCGUUCUAGAACAGGGGGAGGCGUCUGUUUAUAUGUAAAAACUUCCCUUAACUAUUUAGAACGAAAAGAUCUGACUAGAGAUAAUCUCGAAGCUAUAUAUGUUGAGAUUCGCAAACCUUCCACUACACCAUUUAUUGUCGGUACUAUUUACAGACCUCCAAGUGCUUCUGUUGACACUUUUGCCACAAUUGAGCAAUUAGUAAAAACAAUAGAUGAUGAAAAUAAGGAAUUUUACAUACUUGGUGACUUAAAUGCUAACAUGCUUGACACCUCAAACAAUGCCACAAAGAAUUUAAAUUCAAUCAUGGAAUUAUAUCAAUUAUCGCAAACGAUAAACACACCCACCCGUGUGACCAUGACCUCAUCCUCCCUAAUAGACGUUUGUCUUACUCCCACUCCAACUAAGUUAAUAACAUCACAAGUAAUACCGAUUGCCAUUAGUGAUCAUUACAUGAUCUUCGUUGUUCGUAAAAUAAAUAUCCAGCGCAAACAAAACAGUCACAAGAAAGUUGAAAUUCGUAAUUUAAAAUAUUUUAAUGCUGAGAGUUUUCAAGCUGACCUGCGUGGUCAGGAAUGGGAAUUAUUAGAUAACAAACUCUGCGUUGAUAAGAUGUGGGACACAUGGAAAACACUUUUCGUAAAAGUUCUUGAUAGGCAUGCCCCAAUCAGGGAAAAGAGAGUUAAAAGUAAACCAAAUGUUCCUUGGCUGACUAGUACCAUUAAAAAACAAAUCCGCGAACGCGAUCGCCUUAAAUCUCUUGCUAUUAGACAUAAAUCCGAAAAUUACUGGAACGCAUACAAAACCUCUAGAAAUCGCGUAACUGAUGCAUUGCGAGAAACAAAAGCAGCAUAUUAUUAUAAAGGAGAAUUUAAGAAAGUCAAACAUGAUCCCAAACAAGCAUGGAAAACUGUGAAUAAAAUCCUAAACCGUAAACAAGAAAGUAGAGAAACAAAUUGUCUUGAAACACAGAGAGGACAAAUUUCACAUCCAACGGAGUUAGCGGAGUGUUUCAAUAAUUAUUUCACCAAUAUUGGUCCAGAUAUUGCCAAAAAUAUCGACAAUGGUGACAGAAAUUUCAAGGAUUACAUCACGACAACAACUAGUAGCUUUAAUUUUCAAACAGUGUCUGAGUCGAACGUAUACAGACUUCUGUUAUCUCUAAAUCCUCGUAAAUCUACUGGAAUUGACAAAAUUCCUGCUAAAAUUAUUCGCGUUGCUGCUCCUGUAAUUACAAACUCAUUGACAAAAAUUUUCAAUAUGGCCAUUAUAAGUGCAACUGUUCCUUUUGAGUGGAAAAUAGCAAGAGUCACUCCCAUAUUUAAAAACGGCCCACGAAACUUAUUAAACAACUAUCGCCCCAUUUCUAUCCUCCCUGUAGUAAGUAAACUUUUUGAAAAAGUAUUAUACGAACAACUCCAUGAGUAUCUUGUUACACAGGAGUUGUUGUCCCCUCGUCAAUUUGGUUUCAGGAAGUUUCAUUCUACAGCCUCUGCUCUUUUAGACAGUACAAAUGAAUGGUUUAUUAAUAUGGACCGUGGUUUGUUUAAUAUAGCUGUUUUUCUGGACUUACAAAAGGCGUUCGACACCAUAAAUCAUGACAUCCUCUUAACGAAACUUGAUCUUUAUGGCCUACAGAAGCCAUCAUUAAACCUUUUAGGAUCCUAUUUAACGAAUAGAACCCAAAUGUGCUCCGUUAAUGGCGCUCUGUCGGGCACGAAGUUGGAAAGAAACGAAAGCGCUUGGAGUUCAUAUUGA
This is a messenger RNA of Paramuricea clavata, 8251 nucleotides long. Lineage: Eukaryota; Metazoa; Cnidaria; Anthozoa; Malacalcyonacea; Plexauridae. The record is from the annotation of a GenBank genome assembly.